This is a messenger RNA of Lachancea sp. 'fantastica', 2472 nucleotides long. The record is from the annotation of a GenBank genome assembly. Lineage: Eukaryota; Fungi; Ascomycota; Saccharomycetes; Saccharomycetales; Saccharomycetaceae.
AUGGGGAAAACACAGAAGAAAAACAGCAAAGGUCGUUUGGAUAAGUACUACUACUUGGCCAAAGAGAAGGGUUACCGUGCUCGUUCGUCAUUUAAAAUCAUUCAAAUCAAUGAGAAGUUCGGACACUUUUUAGAAAAGUCCAAGGUCGUAAUCGAUCUAUGUGCGGCACCGGGAUCCUGGUGUCAAGUUGCUUCUAACCUUUGCCCAGUAAAUUCGCUAAUCAUUGGUGUCGAUAUUGUACCGAUGAAAUCGAUGCCCAAUGUUAUCACCUUCCAAAGUGACAUUACAACUGAGGACUGCCGCUCCAAGCUGAGAGGAUACAUGAAGACAUGGAAGGCUGAUACUGUCAUGCACGAUGGUGCCCCGAACGUUGGUUUGGGCUGGAUUCAAGACGCUUACACACAAUCGCAUUUGACGCUACAAGCGCUAAAGCUGGCAGUGGAAAACCUGGUUGUGGGUGGUACUUUCGUUACCAAAAUUUUCAGAUCUAAGGACUACAAUAAACUGAUCUGGGUCUUCGGUCAGCUUUUCGACAAGGUUGAGGCAACGAAACCUCCAGCUUCGAGAAAUGUCUCCGCAGAAAUUUUUGUCGUGUGCAAGGGUUUCAAGGCUCCAAAAAAACUAGAUCCAAGAAUACUAGAUCCUAAAGAGGUCUUCGAAGAGUUGCCAGAUGGUCCACAAAACAACGAAGCCAAGGUCUUCAAUCCGGAGAAGAAGGUAAGGAAGAGAGAGGGUUACGAAGAAGGUGACUAUCUACUUUACCACACGAAGCCUAUCAUGGACUUUGUAAACACUGAAGAGCCGAUCGACAUGCUGGGAAGCCUGAACAAGUUCACCGUCAACCCAGAGGAGCACGAGUGGAAAAUUCUCAAAAAAUUGAAACAGACCACCUCGGAGUUCAUGGCAUGCAUAGAGGAUCUAAAGGUUCUCGGAAAGAAGGACUUCAAAAUGAUACUGAAGUGGAGAAAAGCAGCCAGAGAUAUCUUGGGGAUAGACAAAGAGGAAGAGCAAACUGCUGAAGAGGUACCGUUGACCGAGGAAGAGCAAAUUCAGAAGGAGCUACAGGGUCUGCAGGAGAAGCAAAGAUUGAAUCAGAAGCGCGAAAAAAGAAAGAAGAACGAGAUGAAGCAGAAGGAACUUACAAGAAUGCAAAUGAACAUGCUGACGCCCGCCGACAUUGGUAUCGAAUCUGCUGACAUAGGACGAGAUGCCAUAUUCAACUUGAAAAGUGCUGAAAAAACCGGAAUCCUCGACAAGCUAGCCAAGGGAAAGAGAAGAAUGAUUUUCAACCAUGAUGAGCAGUCGAACAAUGACGACAUUCACAUUGCAGACGAUGCACCUCUUGCAGAACGUGAUGACCUUGCUGAGGCCGACGAGUUAGAGGACCAGUUAAACUUCAUGUAUCAAAAUUACAAAGAGAAGAGGGCUGAAAGAGACGCGAAUUAUAAGGCCAAACAAGCUCGUGGCGGGGAUACAGAUGGUGAGUGGACAGGUUUUGCCGAUAAAGCUAAUGGCUCCGAUUCUGAAGAUCAAAAAGAUCAUAUAAGUGAGGAUGAAAACUCAGCGCUCUCUGAUUCUGAUGACGAUGAAGCCAUCAACAAAUUGAUCGCCAAUAUCAAAGCUCCAAAGCAUGCAUUGAGCUCCAAAGCCAGAUCCCUAUUUGAUCAAUCCAUUUUUCAAGGUGUUGAAGCUGACCUUCCCACAAAGCAGGAACCUAAUGCAGUUGCCGAUGCUGACAAAGGGCCAGCCAUCGAAGAAAGCGAGAGUGAGAGUGAGAGUGAAGAUGCAGAUGACGAUGCCAAUGAUUUCGAGAUUGUCACUAGAGAAGAGGAUGAGGAUCAGAACAUGGAUUCAGACUAUGAUUCUGAUGACGAAAAAAGGGAAGCGGAGAAAGGAAAGCAUUCGAAGGAAAUCGACAUCGCGACCGUCGAAGCUAUGACGUUGGCCCAUCAGCUUGCGUUAGGACAAAGGACUAAACAUGAUUUGGUCGACGAAGGUUUCAAUAGAUAUGCAUUCCGUGACAACGAGAACCUACCCGACUGGUUCUUAGAAGACGAGAGAAGUCACUCUAAGAUCAAUAGGCCUAUAACAAAGGAAGCAGCGUUAGCUAUCAAGGAGAAAAUGAAAGCGCUAAAUGCUAGACCAAUUAAGAAGGUUGCUGAAGCCCACGCGAGAAAGAAGAUGCGCGCCGUUGCCCGUCUGGAGAAGAUCAAGAAAAAGGCAGGUCUCAUUAACGAUGACGCUGACAAGUCAGAGCGUGAUAAGGCGGAUGAGAUCGCAAAAUUGAUGAAGAAGGUAAAUAAGAAGCAGACGCGGAAACCUAAGGUCACCUUAGUCGUGGCAACGGGUAAGAACAGAGGAUUGUCAGGCAGACCUAAGGGUGUGAAGGGCAAAUAUAAGAUGGUUGACGGUGUGAUGAAGAACGAGCAGAGAGCUUUGAAGCGUAUCGCGAAGAAACAUCACAAAAAAUAG